Rana temporaria (common frog) is the source of this 1048-nucleotide messenger RNA. RefSeq names its product asparaginase and isoaspartyl peptidase 1 (gene ASRGL1). Lineage: Eukaryota; Metazoa; Chordata; Amphibia; Anura; Ranidae. Gene Ontology annotation, molecular function: asparaginase activity. The coding region runs from base 98 to 1030 and encodes 310 amino acids. The transcript is spliced from 7 exons. The record is from RefSeq and is a predicted model, not a curated record.
GCCUCUGUAGUCCGCUCUUAGUAAUGUAGACGUGGUUAUAAAGAGCAGAGCUGAGAACGGUGAGUUGCGCCUCGGGCUAUUCUCCUUGCAAGUGAAAAUGAAGCCUGUUAUUAUUGUUCAUGGCGGGGCUGGUACAAUUGCACAGGAGUAUGCAGAACAAUACCGUUCUGGAGUGAAGCGAGCAGCCCUUAAAGGAUACGAUAUACUGAAACAAGGUGGGGAUGCAGUAACGGCAGUGGAGGAAGCUGUGGUUGUGCUGGAAGAUAAUCCACUUUACAAUGCAGGCCAUGGAUCUGUUUUGAAUGAAGAGGGAGAUGUUGAGAUGGAUGCUAUUAUCAUGAAUGGCAAGGAUUUAUCCGCAGGAGCUGUCUCUGCAGUCAGAUGUAUUGCUAACCCAAUAAAACUUGCCCGCCUUGUAAUGGAAAAGACAGAUCAUGUGCAUUUAACUUGUAAAGGGGCAUCGCUGUUUGCUAAGUCACAAGGUAUCCCAGAAAUUCCUGUUGAAGAACUUAUCACUGAACGCUCAAGAGAAAGAUGGAAGAAAAAUCUAAAACUUGCUUCAAAGCCAAAAGGUACAGGAACCGUUGGUGCUGUGGCUGUUGACAGCCAAGGAAAUGUGGCUUGUGCGACCUCUACUGGUGGAAUUAGUAAUAAAAUGGUUGGACGUGUUGGAGAUACACCAUGUAUAGGUAGCGGAGGCUAUGCAGAUAACAAUGUUGGUGCGGUCUCUACUACAGGAAAUGGGGAAAGAAUUAUGAAAGUAACACUAGCCAAACUUAUUCUUCAUUAUAUGGAGCAAGGUAUGUCUGUAGAGGAGGCUUCAGAUGCAGGACUGAAUUACAUGAAAACUAGAGUAGAUGGCACUGCUGGAGUUAUAGUUGUUAACGGUGCUGGUGAAUGGACAGCAAAAUUCUCUACUAACCAAAUGUCAUGGGCUGCUGUUAAAGAUGAUAAUCUAGCAUGUGGUAUUUAUCUUGGAGAAAAUGAGAUUGUCCCUGUUUCUGAAACUUUGCAAAUAAAUGCAAUGUAAUUGCAAAAUGUGACCGAU